GUGUGCCAUUAAACAACGUCACAGUUCACAAAUGCUGCGCAGCGGCGUCAUACGCGGAGUUAUCGAAAGAAUAGCAGUUUAACGUGAAAUUGCGCUUUAUUUUUGAUAUAUUUUAUUUAUACAACUUUAAACAACUUCCAACAGUUACGUGUGGUGUGUUAUACGCGUUUUUUUCGCCAGUGGUACCGUAAAAUCAGGAAACGCUUACCCAAGCUUCGGCUUGGUAGGAGAAGUUGUACGUGUGUGUGUGUGUAUUGUUGUUUUUUGUUCAGUUAACUCGUAUUCAAAAUGCCACCAACUGUGGCCACCAACAGCUCUAUCGUUAAUCGUGACUAUUCGACGCAUGUAAAUAAUAUCUCGACGUGUGCAAUACGACGGUCGUCAGCAGCUGAUGCUGGUACGUUAGCAGCAACGAUAACAACACGCCGAUCGCAGAAAAAUUUGACCCAGAAGAAUGCUGCUGGCCGUAAGACUACAAACGAUCUUCGGCAUAAGCUAAUUGACUGCAAAGUGGUUUUACAAAAUAUAUUUGCACAAAAUGUCUCGUCGAAAGAAAUUUCCCAAAAUGAGAAAGAUAGCAGCAGUGUCAUCCAUAUCGACAUUUCAGCAAACAACGAAGAUGAUAACACCACAGACCCAGUGCAAGAGCAGCAGAAAAUUGCCGCAGAACGAAUCAGCAACGUUACUCGGCGAACAAAACCACGACGAACGAAGACAAAUGAAAACCCAAACAACUCGGUCGAAAAGCAGCGUCACACCAUCAGCGUCGUUCCGGACGAUCAUUCUUCGAUCAUACAUCUUGACGAAUCCAGUGUCAGCACGAAACGCUCGAGAAAUAAGCGCAACACACAAAGUAUUGCCGAAAUACCGGAUCUAAAAGAAACGGGAAAACAAAUACAAACAGACUCCAACGAUGAUGAUGUCAUCGUACAAGCGCUACAAGACACUGCCGUCCCAGAGAAACGACGCACUGCAAGACGCGUAUCGUUUCAAACGAUUGCGGACAGUGGCAAAAGUAACGUAACUUCCCGCUUACCAUCGAAGCGGAAACCUGGCAGCAUUAUACCUUCACACGAAUCCGGUGUUUCUCCACCAAAACGAGCUCCCGAUACUCAACCCUCGAUUCUAGAACAUUCGUCUCAGGCAGUAUCUUCCGCGAACAAUGAGAAAGAGGUUCUUACUGUGAAUGUUAAGGACAAUGUCUGCACUGGAAUAGGAGGACUGCUGGAUAAAAUAGACAAACACGUGUUUAAAUCUCUCAUCAUUUCUAUCAAACGCAUUGUGCCGGUACUGCCAGAGGCAGAAUUGAAACGGCUCAAGUAUCCCGAGCCUGACUCGACGCAAGAAACAACAGUUUCACAGCACUCUUCCUCCAGCAGAGCAACCGAACUGCAAGGCAACAACAAUGUGACGGAAAAACAACGAACCUUAGAGUGGCAAAAAUCAAGUGUAGAAAAACCUCAAAUUGUUGUCACAUCUCCAAUUAUUGAAGUGCCAGAAUCACCAACUCCCGCACCGGAGAGCAAAUUGCUAAAUGUUUCGAAUCUCGCUCCACCAAACACGGCAAAACCACAAGCCGAUACUUUUAAAAAGCCACAUUCAGCCAAAAUUCCACCUGCAGCAAAACCACAAUCCAAUACAAUUAAAAACCCACAUCCAGCUAAACUUCCACCAUUGCCACUUUUGAUAGAGGAGGAGAACGAUGACGUGUACGAAUUUCUGUCGUCCUCUCAACAGAGCGAUUCUACCACAUCAAGUAAACCCGCUCGAAAAACGAAACAAAAGAAGGAGAAGAAACGAGCUGGCCAAACGGCGAAGAAGAACCUGAAAACUGCAACGACAAAACCUAAGGCAAAGUCACAAAAAUCAGGCAAUGUUUUUGGCUUCGAUAAAAAAGCCCUAACGAAGGUGAUCAAAAACAUAGGCGGUGGACCGGUGAAGCAGCCAGCCAAGACUGAUUAUAAGAUUAACAUGGAAAUUCCCAAAACACCACCCGUCGUAGCUCCGCCUCCGCCGGGACCGCCGACAGUACAUACGCUGUCAGACAAUUUGGAGCUUCAUUUUGACGACCAUCCACCGCUAGAAGCUUCGCGAAUCCUUAAUCCUGCGGUGCAACGCCUAAAACCGGUCCGAUCACAAGGGCCCCUCACGUCUACGCCCGCACAAAAAUCAGGCCUCGCCAAUAGCCCCAGCGUAGCAUCAAUCUCGUGCAAUCCGGCAUCACCCUGGCGCUUGCAGGAGGAUAUGAUCGUUCCCCGUACCAGCUACAUGCACAGGACGAAAGAGAUGCUUCCAUCGUACGAAAGUAUUGCCAGCGAAAACAACAACGUUCCUGUUGGUCCUGCAAAGCAUUUCAUCACCGAGCGCCGUAAAUCUCCAUGCGCUGAAACGACGGUGCAAACUGUCGCGGAAUUUCCGACAGAAGCAAAUCUGCCCGAACCAUCAGCAAUCAGCGAUAAGGACAUUCGCGAGAUCGAACAAAUGUACAAAGAGCUGAAGGCGACGAGCGAGAUGAGCGCUAAAUUGAUCACAGCUAUGCGAAGGUGCAAGACGAAGGGAGCCACGCCGCAGCAGGAUCAAAAUAUGCGGCAAGCUUGCACGAAGUUGAAAAAAUGGUACGAGCGUUCGAUGCACGCAUUCAACCAUUCGAUGCGCAUCAUUGGCAGUAUUCAGCGCAUGAAUAACGGCGUCACGGAGCAGCGGCCGACAGCGUGUCCGUCUCCGUUGUUGUCCCAGGAGCAGCAACGAACGGUGGAAAAUUUCAACCUCAGCACCGGUCAGUUCCGCUCCAUGAUAGAGGACCUACAGUUGGCUAUGAAUGAUUCCGACAUCGAAAACCGUCCUCCACCGGCAUCUCUCCCCUCCUCCACCUCCUCGAGUGGUGUGACGAAAGUACCGGCUGCACUGGCCGAAGCAAAAAGCUCGAUCGGAGUUUUACAGUCAAAAUGUCCCAAAGAUGUGAUCGUGUUGCCCGAACGAGGCACUACAGCUAAUCGGAAUCCGCUGAUGCCGUUGAAUGUAUUGCCACUACCACAGCGUGACAGUCCCUUAAUGUCUCCGCUAGCCAAGAAGCUACCUGCCGCCGCCGAGGGGGAAGCGACAACCCCAAAUCUCAUCCGGCGCGAGCUUCAGUAUGACAAGGAGAACGAUGGAUCCGUUGCAUUCACUGAGACACAAUCGAAUCAACGACACUCUAACGAUGUCCCGCAAACUAAAUCCCUUGCUCCGUCCGUCGGCAGUGUGGUAGAGAUAUUCGACGAAACGACGGAUAAUGCUUCCGUCAACCCGGACAAUGACGCCCACAGCAACGAAAACGACGAGCGUGCUCCGCAUGCGGAAAACUGUACGCGGGAUUACUUCGGAUUCAACGAGGAGGACGAUGAGGUGGUGGAAAACUCGGUUACCCAGGUUACGCUGCCGAUGCCCCUGAACAUCUCGAAUGAAACGCUUCACCAUCGACUGCACAAUGUGAAACAGUUGCUUCCCAAGCGACCCAUUUUCCGACGGCAGCCAAAACAGCUGCAAACCCGCUCCAGCGGUCCUACCCGGUUUCCGACGAAAAGCCUACGCGUGUUCAGCAGUCCCACGAAACGGCCCCAUACACUGCGCGAGUUUGUUGCCUCUACACCACGCCCUGGUGGUGGUGUAACUUCAACGGAACAGGCAGCAGGACCAUCAGCAGCUACGAAGCCGUUUGUCAUCGAUGCGCCGGAUGUAUCAGUGAUCGAACCAAACUGCGAGAACGUGGAGCGAAACGUGGAUCCCGAUGUGGUGCUUUUCGACACACCGGACCGACCGGCAUGGCUAAACAAUUCGGCUCAUCAAAAAACAUAUGCGCGGGUACCAAAACUUCGAAAGAAGAAGAAAAACAUCUAUCUAGCUAAUCUGGGGCUUGAUGAUGACGACGAUGAGGAAGAGGAGGAAGACCCGGCUGGCUCGGAUGAUGGCCAAGAGCUCAGCUCAGAUUCGGAAACGGACGAAGCGAAGCGAAAGAAGAACAAAAAACAGCGCAAAGCUAAACGAAAACCAGUCCCAGUAGAACAGACAAAGGAUUUCAAAGAGUUUGUCGACAACUUUAACAGCAUGUGCGAAGAGGUCGAACGGUACGAGCUGAUUGUUGAGUAGCGAUCGAUCUAAUCGUAUCGGAGCCGAAAACAACACAACGACGACACAAGCUGCUGGAAACGGCCACACGCGCACACCGUAAAGAAGAAAAUGUUUUGUUUGCCACUUCUAUUUUGCUAAGCGAUUAUGUUUCAAUUUUAGUUUUGUUUUUCGUACUUUAGUUUGCAUUAAUUCGUGGAAGGAAUAUAUAUUUAUAAAUCCUUAUUUACUUCUGUUCACAAGUUAACGUCAUUUACUUGUCUGUCCUCGAAGGAUAUGGUUUGGUCGUACCAUCAAUCUAAACGAUUUCUAUAGUUUGUUCUAGUUUUACGCAUUCUUUUUCAUGACACGAACUAUAUUCAUUCACGUUUUGAAAUCAACAAUGAAAUUCUUUUUUUAAUAUUCUUUUGGAGUGUAAAACAUCAAUGCAAAGUGAACAAUAUUAGCGAGACAUACAAACACUGCUACUUACCGCGAACAGCUGGGGUACCGGUUCGGAACAGGCGGUUCGGAUUCAUCAUCCCAAAACAUGCCUUACGCAACAUUUCUACUUUAAUUUUGUUUCUUUAUUUCUUUUGCACUACGUUCUCUCUGCGUUAGAGCUGGUCACUGUCAAUCAUAUUGAAAUGAAAAGGAAUUUUUCUCACGGGAUUUUCUUCACUCCUAUAUCUUGUGUUGCUUUCGGGGGAAGUUUUUCGUGCUUGUAAUUGUCUUUUUCGUAACUGAUUUCACUAUCUGCAACGGAGACACAUCGAAACCAAUAAAUAAUAAUACAUGCUACAGAUA
Molecule: messenger RNA, 4890 nt
Organism: Anopheles coluzzii
Lineage: Eukaryota; Metazoa; Arthropoda; Insecta; Diptera; Culicidae
Exons: 4
Coding region: 289-4125 (1278 amino acids)
Source: RefSeq, a predicted model, not a curated record